Danio rerio (zebrafish) is the source of this 2128-nucleotide messenger RNA. RefSeq names its product tripartite motif containing 35-39 (gene trim35-39). NCBI's taxonomy places the organism in Eukaryota, Metazoa, Chordata, Actinopteri, Cypriniformes, Danionidae. Gene Ontology annotation, molecular function: zinc ion binding. The record is from RefSeq and is marked provisional.
CAACAAGAUUUUUUUCUGAAUAGAAUUUGUGGAGUUCCCUCAUAUAGUCAUUGAAACCAUCUUUUUAAAAGCGUAACGUGAAUACUGCCGAAGCACUCGAACAGCUAAUAUGGAUUCACUCUCUGUAAAGGAAAUUUCUUGUCCAAUAUGCUGUGAAAUCUUCAAGUCGCCAAUUCUUCUGUCAUGCAGUCACAGUUUCUGCAAAGAGUGUAUUCAACAGUUCUGGAGAACCAAGAUUUCUCGGGAAUGUCCCGUGUGCAGGAGAAGAUCCUCAAAAGACGAUCCUCCGAGUAAUCUCGUGUUAAAAAACCUGUGCGAGUUGUUCGAGAGGGGCAGAAGUCAUGAGAGCUGUUCUUCAUCCGGGACCGAGGAAUUCUGCGGUUUACAUAAUGAGAGACUCAAACUCUUCUGUCUGGAGGAUAAACAGCCUGCGUGUUUAGUGUGCAGAGAUUCAGAGAAGCACGUCAGGCACACAUUCAGACCCAUCUGUGAAGUCAUUUCAUCAUGUAAGGUGGAGUUGGGCUUUUUACAAGAGAAGCUUAAACACAGAAAGAAGAUUAAAGUACAAUGUGAAAAAACACUUCAACACAUCAAGUCUCAGGCCGAGCACACAGAGUGCCAGAUUAAAUUAAAGUUCGAGAAGCUUCAUCAGUUUCUCCGAGAUGAAGAGGAAAUUGCAAUGACUUCACUGAGAGAAGAAAAGGAGCAGAAGAACCAGAGGAUGAAGGAGAAGCUUGAGGAGAUAAACGAACACAUCUCAGCUCUUUCACACACUAUCAGAGACAUGGAGGAGAUGAUGAAUGCCAAUGAAGUCUUGUUUCUAAAGAAUUUUUCAGUCACAAUGGAAAGGGUUCAGAGUUCACUGUCUGAUCCACAAAUGACUCCUGGAUCUUUGAUUCAUGUGGCGCGACACUUGGGCAACCUGCCAUUCAGAGUCUGGAAGAAGAUGCAAGACAUUGUUCACAACACUCCUGUGAUCCUGGAUCCAAACACAGCUCAUCCAGAUCUCCUCUUGUCUGAUGAUCUGACCAGUCUGAGAUGCAGCACUGAAAGUGGAGAUCUUCCCGAUAAUCCAGAGAGGUUUGAUGAGCAUUCGUGUGUUCUGGGCUCUGAGGGCUUUAACUCAGGAACACACUGCUGGGAUGUGGAGGUGAAGGAGAGCUCGUCCUGGGGUCUGGGAGUGACUACUGCCUCAAACCAGAGAAAGGGUUGUGAUUUCUUUGACUCGGGUGUGUGGAGUGUGCAGUACAGACUGUUUGAAGAGUCUGGUUUUCCAGUUGGGCAGAAGCUGGAGCGGGUGAGGGUACAGCUGGACUAUGACAAAGGAAGGGUGUCAUUCUCUGACCCUGUAACUAACACACAUAUACACACAUUCACAACCACCUUCACCGAGACAGUCUUUCCAUUCUUAUACAGCUUUACUUAUCUCUGGAUCUUACCCAAUUCCUUGUAAAAAAUAAUACCUAUGAACAGUAGUGUGUUUACUGUAGAUCCUGCCAUAAACCGCUGUUCAUAAUUACCUAUUAUGCUUUGCAUGUAUGCAUUAAUAGGAUGCUCCAAACUUGAUUCGUAUAUAGUCACGCUUGGACAGCUUUGAAUUGAUAGUUUUAAUCUAUUCUUCUUGCUUUUAACGUCUUUGAACUAAUACUGCUGUUGACCAGCACCACAUUCUGGAGUAUCACUAUCUCUAAAGUCAGGGCCGGAGUGGGACUCAAUUUAAGCCCUGGAGUUUCAAGACAGACCGGCCCACCUCAGUUCACGACUGAUUCCAAUUCAGUUUCUAAUGACACUAUCACGUCUUUUUCAAGAAAACAGCUGCUUUAGAAAUUCAACUGUCCAACAGCCCUAACAGUAUUAUAUCUUAAAGGGCCAUGAAACCCCCUCGUUUCAGCAGGGUGUUUUCACACCUCUACUUUCGAAAAAGUCAGAAAAGUGGGCGUGUCCAGCUCUGUUUAGGGGGGAGUGUCGGAGGAACUAAAGUGGGAUGGUGUGGGAGUGUCUAUUUGUGCACGCGCGAGUUUCAGAGUCAAAAUACACACCCACACAGACAGGAGAAAGCGAUGGUGUUUAACCUACAUGGACAUCUGUAGUCGAAUUAUUUGCUGAAUUAAUAAAUGUUGGACUUUAA